This is a messenger RNA of Pundamilia nyererei, 2106 nucleotides long. RefSeq names its product inhibin subunit beta B. The coding region runs from base 564 to 1739 and encodes 391 amino acids. The record is from RefSeq and is a predicted model, not a curated record. Gene Ontology annotation, cellular component: extracellular region. Gene Ontology annotation, molecular function: cytokine activity; growth factor activity. Lineage: Eukaryota; Metazoa; Chordata; Actinopteri; Cichliformes; Cichlidae. The transcript is spliced from 2 exons.
CGCUGCUCGGUGCGCUCACUGGCACGCCUCCCUCUCAUCUUCCUCCUCUUCCUUUUAAUCUUCUUAAUUGCGCGUCGGCACUCCGGCAGCAGCAGCACAGCGGGAGUCACGAGCAGGGCUGCUUGUAGACACUGACGAUGAUGAUGAUGGUGAUGCUCACAGACUGAACUUUGAAGAUGCUCGUGGAGGACUCUGCGCGUCUUCUCCGCUCUCUGUGGAAUACGUGGAACCUGCUGCGGGGCCGAUGCUGAUUACCGUGAUGCUUUUCGGGUGAAGCUCCAAAAAAACAAACAAACAAACAAACAAACAAAAAAACUGCCCCAAACAAACGGAUUAUCGAGAACUGAGCUCCGCACUGCUGACAGGCUGCUGGUAGCGAUGUGAUAGAAAGGUCUCCUGCGCACACACCUCCCAGUGAUCAGAGCCGUGCGGGCUGCCGUUACGCGCGGAGGCUGCUCUGCGCUUAAGGAGCGCGUUUCAGUCUUCCUGUUUGAACUUUAUGAUCUGAACUGUGACAAAAAAAAGAGGGAGAAAAGUUUUUUCUGCUCCUCCUCAGACAGAAAAUGAGUAGCUGUCUUCUCAGACUGGCACUCCUCGUGGCUUGCGUCCUCUCCAUCCGCUGCACCGCUGCGCCCGGGACCGAGGCGGAGGCGCGCACGGCGUCCCGGGACACCUGCGCGUCCUGCGGCGGCGGCGCUCUGCCGGAGGAGCCGGAGUCCGGGCGGCUCGACGGGGACUUCUUAGAGGCGGUGAAGAGGCACAUCUUAAGCAGGCUGCAGAUGCGGGAGAGGCCCAACAUCACGCACCCGGUCCCCAAGGCGGCCAUGGUGACAGCCCUGCGGAAGCUGCACGCCGGGAAGCUGCGAGAGGACGGGAGGGUGGAGAUCCCCAACCUGGACGGGCAUCCGAUGAGCAACGAGGUGCUGGAGGAGAGCUCGGAGAUCAUCAGCUUCGCGGAGAAAGAUGAUAUGGUGACAUCCCAGUCCAGCCUGUUUUUCCUGAUCUCCAGCGAGGGGAACCAGAACCUGUAUGUGACGCAAGCCACCCUAUGGCUCUACUUUAAGGUGCUGCCGGCACCUUUGGAGGUGCGUGCCAGGCGUAAGGUUACGGUGAAGGUGUACUACCAGGAGCCCGGCCUUGGCAGCAAAUGGAACCUGGUGGAAAAACGAGUGGAGCUAAAACGCAGUGGCUGGCACACCUUUAUGCUGACUGAUGCUGUCCGGUUGGUGUUCGAGAAAGGUGACAGGCGACAGAACCUGGAUAUCCGCUGUGAGGGCUGCGAGGCAGAGGGUGUCUUGCCCAUUUUGCUCAAUGUCCAUGAUGAGUCCCACCGGCCUUUCCUGGUGGUACAGGCGAGGCAGGCUGACAGCAAACACCGGAUCCGGAAGCGAGGACUGGAGUGUGAUGGCAGCAGCAACCUGUGCUGCCGGCAGCAGUUCUACAUAGACUUCCGACUCAUUGGUUGGAGCGACUGGAUCAUUGCACCAUCAGGCUACUACGGGAACUACUGUGAGGGGAAUUGUCCGGCUUACAUGGCCGGUGUCCCCGGUUCAGCUUCAUCCUUUCACACAGCAGUGGUGAACCAGUACCGCUUGCGGGGGAUGAGUCCGGGCUCCAUGAAUUCCUGCUGCAUCCCCACAAAGCUCAGUACCAUGUCCAUGCUCUACUUUGACGACGAAUACAACAUCGUCAAGCGUGACGUUCCAAACAUGAUCGUGGACGAGUGUGGCUGUGCUUGAGUAUGUUUUUCCUGUUUACUUAAAGUGGAACUGAAGAACUAAACAGAUUCACAAUAUUACAAAAAAAUUAAAUAUUAAAAUAUUUAUGGACGACGGAGAAAACAUGUGCACGCACAACCUCAUCCACACAUAUCUACACACCCUCAUAUAUGCCUGCACAAAAACUUGUAUAUAUAUUUAUGUUUGUUGAUAUAUUCAUAAUAUGAGUUUGAAGACUUAGUCUCCUGCAGACAGAAAUGAAGAGUUCUCUUCCAAAUCUUUAAAAAUCCACUUGGAAAACAAUCAAUAUCUGAAGUUCUUCAUUAAUUAUCUCUAAGAUAAUGAGGAUCUGGUUUGUUAAAUUGUGUAAGACUUACUUAACCUACUA